GGAAGUGGCUGUGGCAUUUUGGCUUCAUUCGACUACGCUGCGGUGUAGCUUCCUGCUGGACGUUUGAGGCGCCUGCCUGCGGUCCAGCUGCCGCCAUGAGCCGGCCCAGCCGGCUGCAGCGGCAAAUCCUGAGCCUGUAUCGCGAGCUGCUGCGCGCCGGGCGCGGAAAGCCGGGCGCCGAAGCGCGAGUGCGAGCCGAGUUCCGCCAGCACGCCAGCCUCCCGCGCACGGACGUUCUGCGCAUCGAGUAUCUGUACCGCCGAGGGCGGCGGCAGCUCCAGCUGCUGCGUUCCGGUCACGCUACGUCCAUGGGCGCCUUCGUGCGUCUGCGGAGCUCGACCGAAGAGCCCGGAGGCGGGGCGGCCCUGAGGACCCCUCUUGACGAUGGGGACAGUCCACGGAACCCUCACGACGGCAAAAUGACACCGGAAACCCGACCUGAUGGACGAUGACAAGCAGGAGAGCUCACUUGGCGACCGAGGAGUUCCCGCCUGACAGUUUGAGGAGGACCAGGAACUCAUCCGAUGGAAUGUAAAGGUCUUGAGAGACUCACCCCACACAGUUGGGGGAUGGGAAGCCCCCGUGGUGGACUGCGAGUGAUCUUUCCUGUGUAUGGUGACAGGUCAGACCCCGCCCUUCUUCCACUAGGAGGGCUUAGAGCAGCCUGGGAGUCCCGCAGGCUGGACAGUGUCAUCCUGAGAUCUGUUUUACCAAAAAGCACGAGGAGCUCAGAUCACCCCUCCACCAUGGCCCAAGCUAGCCUGAGACCCUUGAUCUCUGAGAACACACCAAUCGCGGAUCCUCAAACGGACUGGUCUUUGCUGUGUUUUAACUCUGAGAAGCGCAGACUUUAUGAAUAGUGAGAGGCUUGCAAUCCCCAUUGGGAACUCCCCUCAUCCUUUUGGCAAAUCAGGACCAUGAGGAGUGGAUUAGGAGCCUGUCACCCCAGCUGAUCAACUAAACUCCCUACUUCAUGACCUCGAAGGGAUAGCCCAGACUCCUGAGCUACCCCCUCCAGACUGUUGAGCAAAGGGAAUAAAAUCGGGGCCGUGCUUAUUUCCCUGUUGAUGGUCUUAAAGAUUUUAUGUAUUUGAGGAUUUUUGAAAACAAACAUAUAGACACACAAAGGAGUGGCCCUCUAAGUGGUGAUGGA
Messenger RNA from Octodon degus (degu), 1153 nucleotides. RefSeq names its product succinate dehydrogenase complex assembly factor 1 (gene Sdhaf1). Gene Ontology annotation, biological process: mitochondrial respiratory chain complex II assembly. Lineage: Eukaryota; Metazoa; Chordata; Mammalia; Rodentia; Octodontidae. The record is from RefSeq and is a predicted model, not a curated record. Bases 96 to 452 code for a protein of 118 amino acids. The transcript has a single exon. Gene Ontology annotation, cellular component: mitochondrion.